UUUGCUCAGGAUCAGUGAGCCAAAGAGUCAGCGUGAUGAAAGAAGGGCAUACCAGCUUCUGGAGUUUGAUUCUCUCCAAGGUCAUUUUUAACCUGUUUUCCAAGCUUUUCUUUGAAUACAGGUUUCAGCUUCUAUUUUAGAAUUUACUCACACACAGCCCUGGGCCAGGAUGGCCAGAAAUCAGAGGAGAUGAGUCUUAGUCCAAUAACAUAGAGAGAGAGAGAGAGAGAGAGAGAGAGAGAAGUUGCCCACCCCACUGCACAGUUGUGCGUUAAAAUCAGAGACAUCAACAAUAGUAACAAAUUACUUACAGAGAGAGAAGAAUGCAGGCAGCAGAUGUGUCGUUUCUAUGAAUGCCAAUUCUACAAGCAUAUAUGAUCCCAAGAACCCAAGCAACAUAAAAACAUUUACUUUUGACCUGGCAUAUUGGUCCCAUGAUGGCUUUCUAAAGGACCAAGAUGGCAAGCUCAUUUCUGCUGGGCCAAACAGCAGAUAUUCAGGACAGAGGGAGGUUUUUCGUGACCUUGGACAGGGAGUUCUAGACAGUGCUUGGCAAGGUUACAAUGCUACUCUCUUGGCAUAUGGUCAGACUGGCUCAGGAAAGAGCUACUCGAUGAUUGGAUAUGAUGCAAACAGAGGAAUAAUCCCAGUGGUGUGUGAAGAACUCUUUAAAACAAUUCAGAACCAAGAGAAGAACGAGCAAUAUCAGGUUACGUUUAGCAUGCUGGAAAUUUAUAAUGAACAGGUAACAGAUUUGCUAUGUAGAAUCAAGAAGCGGGGUGGGCUCAAGGUAAGAGAAGAUCAGCAACAAGGCUUCUAUGUGGAUGGGCUGAAACUGGUACCCUGUGAUAGUUAUGCACAAAUUGAGAGACUAAUGGAACAAGGCACCAAAAUAAGAACCACUGCAUCAACCAGCAUGAAUGCCACCAGCAGUCGGUCUCAUAUGCUCAUCACCAUCCAGUUCAAACAGAUUUUUCUGAAAGAUGACAUCACCAAACAAUCCAUUAUAAAUCUGGUGGACCUGGCAGGAAGUGAAAGACAAAAAUCCUCAGGAUCAGAAGGAGACAGACUAAGGGAAGGGUCACGUGUAAAUCUGAGCUUAACUACAUUAGGAAAUGUGAUCAGUGCUCUGGCUGAGGCUGCCACGGGAAGGAGAGUAUUGCACAUCCCGUAUAGGGAUUCAGUUCUUACCAAACUCUUGCAGUCUGCUUUGGGAGGAAACAGCCGAACUAUUAUGAUUGCAGCUAUUAGUCCAGCAGACAUGUGUUAUGAGGAGACACUGUCAACUCUGAGAUACGCUGAGAGGUAUAUUGUUUUGACAUCUUGUAUGAUUAGUGCUUGGAUGGAAACCCAAGAGGGAACAAAAAGGAUAAAGAACAAAGCUGUGAUAAACACAGGUCCAACAGCAAAGCUGAUAAAUGAACUGAAGGCAGAAAACUGUAAUCUUUUGUCCAGAUUAUCAGGUCUUGGAAAUUCUGGUAGACCUGUAGAAGAUGAAACAAAAGAGCUGCGCUGUUUGCUGGCUGAAAAUGAACUGCGGAUCCAGGCCAUUCAAGCAACUUGGGAAUACCGCCUGGAAGAAGCUCGGAAAGAAUGGGAACAGCAGUAUGCUGCAGUCACUCAGGAAAGGUGGAUGAUGGAAACAUUUCCUUAUCUUGUGAAUAUCAAUGAAGACCCUCAGCUUUCAGGGGUUCUCAAAUAUUUCAUUCAAAAUGGUUCUUCUGAUGUUGGUCAGUCAUCCUCAAAUGCAAUCGCUCUCAGAGGGUUGGGUAUUCUGGAUAAGCAUGCGACCUUCACAAAUGCGGAUGGCAAAGUUACCAUAACUCCUCGGGAUAAUUGUAAAGUUAUUGUUAAUGGAGUACCCAUUGCUGUGAAAACAAAACUGCAUCAUCUGGACCGGAUUAUUCUGGGGUCAAACAGUGCAUACCUCUACUUUGGCCCUCCUGCUGAGCGUACAAACGAGGACAUGAGCAGAUAUGAUUAUGAUUUUGUCCAGUCAGAGUUAGCAGCAGCAGAAGGCUUCAGUGUAGAUAAACUUAGUGCUGCAAACAGGAAGGAUGGCAAGCCGGAUUCCAGCGUCCUUGCCGUGUUUCAUGAUUAUAUUAAGUUGAUGCCAUUGGUUGCUGAAGCAAACCAGAUGAGUGUGGAACUGAAGAAGGACCUACAACUGGAUUUGAAAGUGAAAAAUCUGGCAUCCACUGACUCUAGAGGCUAUGACCUGCAAAAGGAAAUCAUAGUUAAAGUGAUACACAAAGUUACUAAGCAGGUGUGGGUUUGGUCAAAAUCGAAAUUCAUCAAUAGGAAAUUUUUAAUGGAAGAGCUUUACCAGCGGUUCUUAGAUGGUGAAGAUGUGCAUGUUGACCAAGAAAGUGAUCCAUUUUGGGAUCCAGUAGAAGUAAUUCAUUUAGGUUCUGCUCAUAUCUGGCUCCAGUCCCUUGCUUACUGCAUGAAACUUGAAGAACAAACUGAAGUCCUAAAUUCUGAAGGAAUGGAGGAAGCCAUCAUACUAAUCAAUAUAAUCCCAUGUUCUCCAAAUGGGAGAGCCUUUGGAGAGGAUGAUAUGGUUAUUGAUCCCUUUGAACUGCUGGGCAAAAGGCUUGACUUCCAAAUCCAUAUUUUGCAGUGUCUUGGAGUCAAAUGGAUUAAAGACGUAGCACAGAGAGGGAUUCAGAUUGGAUACAGAGUUUAUGACCUUCCAUACUCAUUAUACACAAAACCUGCCUGGAAAAAUGUGAAUCCAAAGAUAGAAGAAGUUGUCAGAUUUUCAGCCAUGAAGACAUCCCAUGAAUUUCUGAACUAUCUGCAAAAAAAUGCUUUAAUUGUUGACUUGUGGGGGCUUCAAGAAGGAUGUUCAGAAAUGGACUCUUCCCACCAAGACAUGGAACUCACCAGUGAGGGCUCUCUUUCCAUUGAUACUCCUAAAGCUGAGGUUUUGACCCACAAUAAUCUGGGCAAAGAAAAUGAAGUUGCUGAGCUUUGCCAAAAGCUAUUAAAACUAGAGCAAGAGACUGAACUACUCAGAGAUAUUAACAGAACUCUACGGGAAGAAAAUGUACUUCUGAUGGAUAAACUGAAAGCAUGUGAAGCAGAAACACAUCUAAGCAAAACCUUAAAAUCCCCUACAAAACCCCAAGCUACUAAGGUCACUCCAUCAACACCAAAAGAUACUCAGCCAGCAUGCAAUUCUAGGACAAGCUGUGAUGCUGAAUUAGCUAAAGCUCUCAAAGUCUUCUACCAGAAUAUGAAUGUGAUCAGAGGACUGUUUUUAAAACUAAAGCACUACAAAGCUCCGGAGGAAGAUAAUGUUCAGCUACUUCGACUUUUUGCUGAGAAACAAUCAAACAUGUUAAAGGAUUUUGGAGAACAAUUUGAGUCGAGUAUAAGUACACUGAAAAAUGAUGUUGCUUUAAUAGUUAAAAAGAAGCGAGAGAGGCUAGGUUACAGCAAGCCAUAAAGUUGCUGCAUUGCACUGUCACCAAAUAAAAAUGUAGUGCUUUAGUAUACUAAUUACAGCUGUGCUUAAGCUUAUCUUGUUGUGUACCAACAAACUAGGAAAUGAUACCCGUAUUUACCACUCUGCAUACCUAGAAUACUCAUGCACCAAAAAGUGGUGGCCAGUACUUACUUCACACCAUUGACUAGCCACUUCUUUACCACCAUCCCUUUUUUAUGUUGUUUUGCUUAAGAUAAUGAAUUCAGAAUGGAUCCAGAACACCUUCCUCUACACACAGUAGCUCAUUUAUGUUUGCUCUUACUACUCCGUGUGUCUCAGAGUGGUAGGGUGUAUGUGUGCGUGCAUGAACAGUGGGUAUGCAAAAUUAAAAACUUGCCUUUGGCAUUAGGCACAAGGAG
Molecule: messenger RNA, 3852 nt
Organism: Pogona vitticeps (central bearded dragon)
Lineage: Eukaryota; Metazoa; Chordata; Lepidosauria; Squamata; Agamidae
Source: RefSeq, a predicted model, not a curated record